AAUUAGAGAAGACUCUAAAUGACUCAGAAGGUUCUCGAGCCAAUCUUUGAAAAAAACAACAAACAUAAAUUUUUCUUAUUUGAUCCAAUCUUAGAUUCAUGGUUGGUAAGAAUCAAUCAAUUUGGGAGUUGGGAGUAGUAAAAAUACUUCAACUUGCAUUAAACUUUGCAUUGAAUCUGAUUUGCAGAAAAAGGAGAUCUCUUUUUCUCCAGAACAAAGUUUUUCUCUAUGUAAAAUUUGUCUGAUCGGUUCAAAGAGAGGAUUUUUCGGAGAUGGGUUUGUUGGAAUCGGUGAAAUCAAUCAACUGGGAACAUGAAUCAUCUCCGGUUUAUCAGGAUUUUCGAGUUCUUCCUCUCUUUGCAGUAUUCUUCCCUACUAUUCGAUUUCUCCUCGAUAGAUUCGUCUUCGAGAAAUUGGCAAAACAUUUGAUAUAUGGAAAACAUAGGCAGGAUAUGGGAGAUGACACAACCGAGAGAAAUAAGAAGAUCAGGAAAUUCAAAGAAUCUGCCUGGAAGUGUGUUUACUAUCUAUCAGCUGAGAUUCUUGCUUUAUCUGUUACUUACAAUGAGCCUUGGUUUAUGAACACUAAAUACUUUUGGGUAGGCCCUGGUGAUCAGACUUGGCCUGAUCAACAAACAAAGUUAAAGUUGAAGCUUUUGUAUAUGUUUGUGGCUGGUUUCUAUACAUACUCCAUCUUUGCUCUGAUUUUCUGGGAAACGAGGCGUUCUGAUUUUGGAGUUUCAAUGGGUCAUCAUAUUGCCACUCUUAUUCUUAUAGUUCUCUCAUACGUAUGUAGCUUCUCCCGUGUUGGUUCUGUUGUUCUGGCUCUUCAUGAUGCUAGUGAUGUGUUUCUUGAAGUUGGGAAAAUGUCUAAAUAUAGUGGAGCUGAAAGAAUCGCAAGCUUUUCAUUCAUUCUUUUCGUUAUGUCUUGGAUCAUUCUCCGCCUCAUUUACUAUCCCUUUUGGAUCCUAUGGAGCACAAGCUAUGAAGUAGUUUUGGAGCUGGAUAAAGACAAGCACCCAAUCGAAGGACCAAUUUACUACUACAUGUUUAACACUCUCCUAUAUUGCUUGCUUGUUCUUCACAUUUACUGGUGGGUUUUGAUGUAUCGGAUGCUUGUGAAACAAAUACAAGAUAGAGGCAAGCUUAGUGAAGAUGUCAGAUCCGAUUCUGAAGGCGAAGAUGAGCACGAAGACUGAUUGAUCACAAAGGUAGAAGAAACUUUCGUCUGGUUAAAUAUGAAAUGUAAAAGCACGGUGUUCUCUCUUAACAUUAUCGCAGAUUCUUUUGUUCUGUCUCUGUGAUUCUGAUCGCUAAUUGGUGUUUAAGAGUGGAGACUGAGUAUUCAAUCUCCAACAUUGGACCAACUCAUGGAACAGAACUGAUUAAGGAGACCUGAAAUUGUAGUUGUAUUGAAUUGUAGUCUGAACAAAUUCCAUAUCUUCUUGUAUUGUAUUCAUUUCUUGUUUAGGAUCACUCACCAAUUCAUGAUAUAUACAAAUGUUGUAUUCAUAUUUGUUUAGGAUCACUCACCAAUUCAUGAUAUAUACAAAUGUUAUCAUUGGCCU
Messenger RNA from Arabidopsis lyrata subsp. lyrata, 1568 nucleotides. Its product is annotated as LAG1 longevity assurance homolog 3. The transcript has 6 exons. Lineage: Eukaryota; Viridiplantae; Streptophyta; Magnoliopsida; Brassicales; Brassicaceae. Gene Ontology annotation, molecular function: sphingosine N-acyltransferase activity. Gene Ontology annotation, biological process: ceramide biosynthetic process. Gene Ontology annotation, cellular component: endoplasmic reticulum; membrane. The record is from RefSeq and is a predicted model, not a curated record. Bases 273 to 1199 code for a protein of 308 amino acids.